This is a messenger RNA of Pseudogymnoascus destructans, 1002 nucleotides long. RefSeq names its product 60S ribosomal protein L15 (gene RPL15). Gene Ontology annotation, cellular component: ribosome; cytosolic large ribosomal subunit. The coding region runs from base 46 to 657 and encodes 203 amino acids. The record is from RefSeq and is a predicted model, not a curated record. The transcript has 4 exons. Gene Ontology annotation, biological process: cytoplasmic translation. NCBI's taxonomy places the organism in Eukaryota, Fungi, Ascomycota, Leotiomycetes, Thelebolales, Thelebolaceae. Gene Ontology annotation, molecular function: RNA binding; structural constituent of ribosome.
UCCACACGACAACUGACGACCAUCGCAACCCCAUCACAAUCGAAAAUGGGUGCCCUUAAGUACGUCGAAGAACUUCAGAAGAAGAAGCAGUCUGAUGUGCUGCGCUUCCUUCUCCGUGUCCGCUGCUGGGAGCUUCGCCAACUGAAUGUCAUUCACCGCGCAUCCCGCCCAUCGCGACCAGACAAGGCCCGCCGUCUGGGUUACAAGGCCAAGCAGGGCUAUGUCAUCUACCGCGUCCGUGUUCGCCGUGGUGGACGCAAGAAGCCAGUGUCCAAGGGUGCCACUUUCGGCAAGCCCACCAACCAGGGAGUUAACCAGCUGAAGUACCAGCGCUCCCUCAAGUCGACCGCUGAGGAGCGUGUCGGCCGCCGCUGUGCUAACUUGCGCGUCCUGAACUCGUACUGGAUCAACCAGGACUCCACCUACAAGUACUUCGAGGUCAUCCUCGUCGAUCCCCAACACAAGGCCAUCCGCCGCGAUCCCCGCAUCAACUGGAUCGUCGCCCCCGUCCACAAGCACCGCGAGUCGCGUGGCCUCACCGCCACCGGCAAGAAGUCCCGUGGUCUCGGAAAGGGUCACGGCUUCAACCACACCACCGCCGGUCGCCGCAAGACCUGGAAGCGCCACAACACCCUCAACCUCCAGCGCUACAGAUAGUCUGGGAGUCAUUAGGAAGGAGAUUUCGAGGAUGUUUUGCGCGAUGGUUAGCUCUGCGUGUAGUUUAUAUUGCAUCUUAGCAGUCGUGUAGGGUGCCUACCACAAUACUAAAAGGCCUCAUCAAUUUAUAUUGAUUGUGUGAACUAUAUAUCACGAUUUAUGAUUUAACUUGUGACUUCUGGGUGACAUACAUGUUUGCUUCUGCAUUGGCACUCGUGAAUACACAUCCAAUAUCAAUUGCCCCAAGAAACUACAAGCAAUUGGGCAGCAAAGUGUUUCGACACCGUCUUUUUGGAUGCACCGAGCACGUGAUCCGUCUUUCUCACGAUAGAAAAAUAGAGUAGC